Oryza sativa Japonica Group (Japanese rice) is the source of this 1550-nucleotide messenger RNA. Its product is annotated as transcription factor MYBS3-like. Lineage: Eukaryota; Viridiplantae; Streptophyta; Magnoliopsida; Poales; Poaceae. Gene Ontology annotation, molecular function: zinc ion binding; DNA binding. The record is from RefSeq and is a predicted model, not a curated record. Gene Ontology annotation, biological process: response to ethylene; response to gibberellin.
CAAUGUAUCAUGGUGCCCCAGCAUUUGGAUUGAAUUGUCAAUACCAUAAAAGGAGAUGAUGCCAAUGUGUGUGUCCCCUUCCAUUGGCACCAGGUGUUAGCUCCUCAGCUAGUUGCUUGUCCCACACCACAUCUUUCUUUCUCCUCCCUUAUUAAGCUACUAGAUGCUGCUAUUGCUACAUCUCCACAUGCACCAUCUUAUCUCAACUCCUUAGAAUUCCCACUCCUCUUCUUCUUGUUCUUCUUGCUUCCCUCCAACUUCUUCUUCUUGUUGUUCUUGCUGUUCUUGUGGUUCUUGGCCUGCCAUCGGCGGCGAGCAUGGCCAGGAAAUGCUCCAGCUGCGGGAACAAUGGCCACAACUCCAGGACUUGCACCGGCCAAAGGAGCCUGCAGGAGAGUGGCGGCGGUUAUGGCGGCGGUGGCGCCGGUGGCGUGAGGUUGUUCGGGGUGCAGUUGCACGUCGGCGGUGCGCCUCUGAAGAAGUGCUUCAGCAUGGAGUGCCUAUCGUCGCCGUCGCCGUCGCCGUCGCCGGCGUACUACGCCGCGGUCGCCGCCGCCGCCUCCAACUCGUCGCCGACCGUGUCGUCGUCGUCGUCGCUGGUGUCGGUGGAGGAGGCCGGCGAGAAGAUGGCCAACGGGUACCUCUCCGAUGGCCUCAUGGCGAGAGCUCAGGAGAGGAAGAAGGGUGUUCCAUGGACUGAAGAGGAGCACAGGAAAUUCCUGGUAGGGCUCGAGAAGCUCGGGAAAGGCGACUGGCGCGGCAUUUCCCGGCACUUCGUCACGACAAGAACACCGACGCAGGUGGCCAGCCAUGCCCAGAAGUAUUUCCUCAGGCAGAGCAGCCUCACGCAGAAGAAGAGAAGAUCCAGCCUCUUUGACGUGAUUGAGGAUGCAGAAAAGGCUCCGAGUGUGAAUGAACGUCUGAAACUGAGACACGAGACAGCCUCUGUGCCUGCUGAAAUGGGAUUCCCUGCACUGUCACUGGGUAUCAGCAGCAUGGCACAGCCAGAAGCCAUGCUGCUGCCUCCUCCAUCCUUAACCCUGACGCCAAGCUGUUCAUCACCAGCAGUGAGCAGCAGCAGCAGCGAACAACCAAGAACAAUCCAUCCUUCUCUGAUGGUGGCAAAGCCUCAGGUGCAACUGCAACUCCAGCCACCUGAUCUGGAGCUCAAGAUCUCGACUGUCCGUCAGAACGAUCAGCCCAGUUCGUCGCCGAGGACGCCUUUUUUGGGGACAAUCAGGGUCACUUGAACUUAAAGAGAGAGAGAAGAAGAAGAAAAGGAAUUAUCUUAGAGAUUACUGAAUUAUUUGUGCCUAAAAGGAGAAGCUUUUGCUAGUGGUGUAUGUGUGUGUCCCCUUGGCAAAAACACAAUGCCAUCUUCCACCAUGUAUCAUUUUUAUAAGGCUAUUAGGAAGUGAAGCUUUUACUGGACUAAUCUAGUCUUGCAAAUAAUAAAAGGAACGGCUGCUACAUGCUCCCUCUAGCCAUCACCUUGAUUGGCUUCUUUAUGUUGACACAAAGGAGAUUCAAAAAGAGUUGGUUUUUGGUUU